Messenger RNA from Prorocentrum cordatum, 883 nucleotides. The record is from the annotation of a GenBank genome assembly. NCBI's taxonomy places the organism in Eukaryota, Dinophyceae, Prorocentrales, Prorocentraceae.
AUGAAUAGCAGUAGCAGUGGUACUAAUCUUCUUUGGUUUAUUAUUAUUAGUAUUAGUAUUAUUAUUAGCAUUAUUAGUAUUAGUAUUAUUAUUAGUAUUAUUAAUAUUAUUAUUAUUUGGGUGCGUCCUUUUGCCCCCCCCCCCCUGGGUGGCGCACGUGCCUCGGGCAAUGAUUUGCGAAGCCCCCUCUUGGACGCCCCCGAUCCCGACUCGUCCUCCUGCGGCGAGCAGGCAUGCCUCGUGUGCCAGAGCAGGCCGUUCUACCCGCGAGUGCUCAGCAGCAUCGGGGAGUACGUGGAGAACGACCUCCGCCGCCUCGACGCGGAGCCCUCCGAGCUGCUGGCCAAGCGGCCCAUGGAGGAUCCUCUGGAGUACAUCCUAUCGAGGUGGCCUAGAGGCGUGCCCUCGAUCAUCUACGACACCGUCCGCGACCUCCGGCAGGCCCGCGCGGUACGGCUCGGGGCGAUGCAGCGCAAGUUGCCGGCGGUGCACUUCCUCCUAUUGUACGCGCUCGGCCUGCUGGAGCUGCUCGCCUUUCCCUUCCUCGGGGAACGUGUCCAUGGCCCCCGUCACCAACCUGACCGACGGCGAGCCCAGCAUCCUGUUUGUCCAGGGCAUCUUUUUCGGGGCCAUGAGCGGCGCCAUCGUCAUGACGCUGCAGAUCAUCUACGAACUCUGGAGGCCGUACGGCGGAGCGUACACUGUCAACUCCGUGUUGGAGACGAUGGUGCGUGGCCUCGAGGAGGAGCUGUGCGCGCGGCGGAGCGUUACCUUGCCGCUGGCGGACAGGGCCACGCCCUGGUCGCCGAGGCCAUACGAGGGAGCAGAGGCUGGCGCCCAGAGGGCUCCAGCGACCGGCGCCGCCGCGGCAAGGGUCGUGUAG